GUAAGCGCUCGUAUUGUCGUAUUUCAACGGAUCGAGUUAUCUCACCACACUGGCCCUGCUGGUGAAUACAAUACACUGUGGCGCAGUACGGUGGUGCAGAUCUACAAAAAUGCGAAACUGAUGCUGACAUUGGCACCUCCAACAUCAAAGAGGCGUGGAAAGUCAACUGAGCAGGCGUGUGGUUGAGCUCAGUCGGAAGCAAAGUAAUAAACGCCGUCUGGGUGGGCCCAUAACGAACAUAAAACAAUAAAAGAACCAUGUCAGGGUUUUUGGACAGCAUCCGCUGCGGAGACUGCGAGUGCAAUGUGGACUGGGGAGAGAGGCGAAACACCAUUGCAUCUAUAGCUGCUGGAGUCCUGUUCUUCACUGGUUGGUGGAUAAUCAUUGAUGCAGCUGUGAACUAUCCCGAUGAGGCAACUUUCCAUCACGCCUAUCACACCUGUGGAGUCAUCGCUACUGUGGCCUUUCUCAUGAUCAAUGCUGUCUCGAAUGGCCAGGUGAGAGGGGACAGCUACAGUGAAGGUUGCAUUGGACAGACAGGAGCUCGUGUGUGGCUCUUCAUUGGCUUCAUGCUGGCGUUCGGCUCGCUCAUCGCUUCCAUGUGGAUCUUGUUUGGAGGCUUCGUAGUGCCCAAGAAACCUGUUGUGUAUCCUGGUAUUGCGGUUUUCUUUCAAAAUGCAUUCAUUUUCUUUGGGGGCUUGGUGUUUAAAUUUGGACGCACUGAAGACUUGUGGCAAUAAUGGUUUCUCUCCUUGUUUCUGUCCACUGUCAUACUAUCUGUUCUCUUUUUCUAUGAGUCAAUGUAUGCUUUGGUCAAUCAAAACACCUACUUUCCGUCUUUCAAGCGAUACAAAAUAUUCACUUUAUAUGAUAACCUUUUUUAGCCUUUAGAUUAACAUAUGUAUGUUUAAUUUAUGAGUAGGUUGGUUGUUGUACAAAUGCACACAAAACAAUUACAAUAUAAAAAGCACAAUUUGCAAUUCAUCAUAUCUUAAUGGAAUGUUUUCUUUUCACUCAAAGUAUGGAGCCAUUCUGUUACAAUUUACCAUCUUACAUUAUUUAUAAUGGAAACCUUCAAAAACAGACUAUUUACAAUACCCAUUUAUGCACUCUAAUGAUGCAUAAAAAAAUAUUUUGCUCCAUUUGAUGAGGAAAAUGUCAUUAAGGUACAAACAUCUGAGGGGGAAAAGACAGGAGAUAUAUGGGAGUGUUAAUCUUGUAAGUAGACUUACUUACUGUACAUUUACUGAUAAGAAUUUAACCUUGAAUGUGGGCAAAAAAAAAAGUUGUACAAUAAUGUGGGGUGUGGGGUCUAUAAUUGAGUAGUUAUACUGAACCAUAAUUUGAAGGUUCGUAAAUCAAGCUGUAGUUUUAGUGUGGUUUGAUUCCUCAAGGUUUCAAUGUUUUGGCACCCAUCUCUGUUCUUUGACUAUGUAUUUGACUGUAAUGCUUAUGCAUUUUACAGUACUUGUAUAAUAACCUAACCAUGAGGUCACUUUUCUGAUCCUGAACAACCAUGGCAGCAUUAAACAGAAAAUGUACAACA
Molecule: messenger RNA, 1546 nt
Organism: Coregonus clupeaformis (lake whitefish)
Lineage: Eukaryota; Metazoa; Chordata; Actinopteri; Salmoniformes; Salmonidae
Product: transmembrane protein 50A
Exons: 7
Coding region: 258-740 (160 amino acids)
Biological process (GO): protein targeting to vacuole; late endosome to vacuole transport via multivesicular body sorting pathway
Source: RefSeq, a predicted model, not a curated record